AUGAGUGUAGAAAUCCUUGAUGGCAAGACCAUCCAAAGCUUUGUCGAGGACGAAGGUGCCUUCAACUCAUCCGUGGAUGGCCGGUUUGCGGCCCUCGACACCAACCAUGAUGGCCUGCUCUCUUACACCGAGAUGGCACAGGAGCUCAUGAGCCUCAGAGUUCUUGAGAAGCACUUUGGUGUUGAUGAGUCUGCCAUGAGCCAUGAUGAGCUUGUGGAGCUUUACCGUGGGCUCUUCGCAAAGUUCGACCGGGACGGCAAUGGCACGGUGGACCUGGAGGAGUUCCGUGCUGAGAUGAAAGAGGUGAUGCUUGCUGUGGCCAAUGGGCUCGGUUUCCUGCCAGUGCAGAUGGUGGUCGAGGAAGGCAGCUUCCUGAAGGUGGCUGUGGACCGGGAGUUGGCCAAAGCAGCUUGA
Messenger RNA from Lolium perenne, 414 nucleotides. RefSeq lists its product as uncharacterized. Gene Ontology annotation, molecular function: calcium ion binding. NCBI's taxonomy places the organism in Eukaryota, Viridiplantae, Streptophyta, Magnoliopsida, Poales, Poaceae. The record is from RefSeq and is a predicted model, not a curated record.